Messenger RNA from Etheostoma spectabile (orangethroat darter), 1294 nucleotides. It is a transcript of the gene cimip5, whose product is annotated as ciliary microtubule inner protein 5. The transcript is spliced from 3 exons. The record is from RefSeq and is a predicted model, not a curated record. NCBI's taxonomy places the organism in Eukaryota, Metazoa, Chordata, Actinopteri, Perciformes, Percidae. Bases 86 to 553 code for a protein of 155 amino acids.
CAGUGAUUUCUCUGAGUAGCUAGCUGGUUCCACACGCUCAGCUCACUUGCGCGUAAAGCCCGAUUUGAAUCUGUUAGCUACCAGAAUGGAUUUAAACAACGUGAGGCGCGUAUCCUCUGCAGGUUACCGGUUACGGGAACAAGCCAACGGUAACGGGACCAGGCCGAUAUCAACCCGGCCACCGGCGGACAGGACGCGUUCCGCUAAAGGAGACGCGGUGUCCGUAGAGCUGAAUCCAGACAGGCGGGAUCCCGUUAAACAGGACCAGGUCUGGAAGGAGAUGGUGUGGAGUGAGAGGAGAUCAGUGCGGGAAUGGGAGACGAACUGGAACUUUCUCAGGAACUAUGAUCAAAUGGGGCAGCCAAAGUCAGAGGAGCCUUUACCCAGCUAUGUGUCGCUCUUCUCUAAUGACGUCCCCAACACCACCAACCAGAUGUUUGGCAGCAGACUGUCCACUCCACUGGGGAGUGAACUGGUCAGACUGGACAGGCUGUUCCUCUGGUCUGGAGGCCAUCACAAGCGCAAGCAGGACCAAGAGAUGCUGCCCUGCUAGGCCGCUGUGAAGACGAGCCACUUGUCACCAGCACCUCUGCAUAUUAGCUCUUUUUUAUUUUCUUUUUACCCUGGACUCUUCAAAGCUGGGACUGCACUGGAGCUUAGAUGGGUUUGGGAUGGUGUGGCACUCACCAUAGCUCAGCCUAGGUGAGUUUAGAUUAGAUGUUUUGUUUUCUUUUGUCAUUUUAAUCAAGAGUAAUUAUUAAGUAGAAUACAGACAUCUAUUUUUGAAGCCAUAUCCAGGAGGGAGUCAGGACUAAUAAAAGGAUUGCUGUCCUACAUCUGCUAAUUUCCUUUAUUGAUUAUAUUGUAAUUUAUGUCCUGAAUUGUAUUCAUUUAUUCAUAGAUGAAGAUAGAUCUGAGUGUUGUUGUCUGUGGCAAAAACAGUUUUUACAUAUGCAAAGAGUACAAAAGUGGAUGUUGAAGAAAUUUGCUCACCUCUAAAGCCAGGUGAGAAGGAAAGACACCAGCAGAUCCGAUUCACGUCAUCCGAGCUCCAUCAGGUCUUUCAUCAGAUACUUGAUAAUCUAACAAGAUACCUGAUCAAAUUUGGAUGAGUGAAAGGUUGUAUCUCCACCACAUUUCUCCACACUCAAAUAGUGCUGCAGGAACAAACAACAAACAAAACAAAAAAAACUGGCAUACAGUUUAAAAACAGUUGUAUCAUAAGUAAAUGUGAGACUCUAACUUGCUGUUGCUAUUAGAAUAUCUUAUUUUGGUGUUAAGUUGUGUUAAAAAA